Halteromyces radiatus is the source of this 1184-nucleotide messenger RNA. RefSeq names its product Alpha/Beta hydrolase protein. The coding region runs from base 98 to 1144 and encodes 348 amino acids. Lineage: Eukaryota; Fungi; Mucoromycota; Mucoromycetes; Mucorales; Cunninghamellaceae. The record is from RefSeq and is a predicted model, not a curated record. The transcript has 6 exons.
UUUUUUUUUCUUUUCUCUUCACUCCUUUCCCCCCUUUUUUUUCCACUCGUCCCUCUUUCGUCCCCACCCCUUAUUACUUUAUUCAUAUACCAAUAUUAUGACUAUUGUUGUUAAAGCCUCCAGUAAUACGUUUCUUGCAAUUACUCUGACAACUGCUUUAGCUGUAGCACUUUAUGUUUGUCCUCGUAGAAAGCGUCUAACUGCUCAGUUUACUCAAACUCGUCAAAUGAAAUUCGAACAAGAACUUGUAGACGAAGAGGAAUCGCCUUUAUUGACAAAUAAUUCGGAUUACGUGGAUGUAAAUGGACAUGAAUUACGCAUUAUCGAAAUUAUCAACAAAAAUGAAAAAGCACCACUUAUGGUAUUUAUUCACGGUUUAGGUGGACAAGCAUCUCAAUGGGAACAUCAACUUGAACACUUUUCCAAAUCAUACCAUGUCGUGGCUAUAGACUCUGUUGGCUGUGGAUAUAGUGAAGUGGUCAAAGAGUGGUCAUGUUAUACAACAACGUCACUUGCAGAUGAUAUAAUUCAACUUAUCACUAGUGUCAGAUACCCAAACACUAAACCUAUUAUCCUUGUUGGUCAUUCUUAUGGUUGUGCUAUUGCUACGUUAGUUGCUUCUUCUUCAGAUAUUAAGGGACGACUUGCAGGAAUGGUUCUUAUUUCACCAAAGGCAGAAUUAGGUCAAGAUCAAGCGAAAGGGCAAAAGAUAUUACCAUGGAUUCCUGAUUUUAUUAUUGAAAACGCCCGGAACAAGGAUCGUCAGGGUGGGUUGUAUUCUACUAGUGUUGAACGACUUUUGGGUAACAAAGCAUCCGAAAAUCUACGAAAAAGACAACUUCGUUGGAAUGUGAUGAGUCGUACAGAUGUAUACAAACGGACAGCAGCAGGUGCAACAUUUCCUUCAUCUGAUAUUUAUGGCAAGCUUGCAUCUGUGAAGAUUCUUUUUAUCGGCGGCGAAAAGGAUGAAAUUACUCCACCUAGUGAUAUGACAUUGAUACGAAAACAAAUCCUUGAGUCUACUGAUGAUAACUCAGACAAUAUCAAACAACCUAUGAUUAUACCCAAUGUUGGCCAUAUGUCUUUGGUGAUGAAACCUGAUAUUGUGAACAAAUGGAUUGAUGAUUUCUUACUAGAUAUUUAGUGUAUAAUAAAAGAUAUUUGUUUUUUUUUUUUCUCCGUUG